Molecule: messenger RNA, 1842 nt
Organism: Penicillium verhagenii
Lineage: Eukaryota; Fungi; Ascomycota; Eurotiomycetes; Eurotiales; Aspergillaceae
Exons: 1
Coding region: 1-1842 (613 amino acids)
Source: RefSeq, a predicted model, not a curated record
AUGGGCAAUCUCCAAUCCACUUCGACUAAGAACGACAAUCGCCGUUCUAACCGCCUCCCUAAACCUUUGACCAAGAAGUUCAAUUUAGCUUCCCAGCAUCCUUCACGAUCCGAAUAUGAAACUCCAGAGUUAACCUCCGGGUUGAUUGGAUGGCAGAAUCCAUGGGUGGGCUCAACUAUCUCCGAGAUGAAGAGCGUUCCCCAUUCAAAAGCGAGCCAUAUCCCUCCGACACUGGUGGAAGCAGAACCAACGACACGGACAUCAGUUUGGCCUUGUGGUUCCUUACUACCGCGCUCCAGCUCUCUAUCAUCUGCCUCGCCUGGGAAACGAGCUAGCCUAACAGUGAUAUCGCCAACUUUCUCCUCUUCAACUGCCCCAGAACGGCCCAGGCGGGCGAAUUCGGUCCAAGUCAGUCUCCAGCGACAAUCCAGUGUUCUAUAUGACAACGGAAUGGAAGAUGCAACUUCCUCCAAUACGCAUUUCUUGGUGGGAAAUCAACGUUUCUCAUUAACCCGUCGGAGGUCUUUACUGACACGCCCUGGAGUGGCAACUCGACGGACCACGGGUGCGAUUAGACGCAUGCCAUCACCUAUUGGGGAACCCGAGAUGGAUGAUUCAGAAUCCACUCUGCUGAACUGGCGCCUACCACCGCAGCAAAGGCCCCCACUGGGGUCAGCACCUCCGGCACGGCCCACCAGUCCCGCAGAUGCUCGAUACACUCAACUUGGGGCACUGAAGCUUGGCUCUCUGCGAGUGGUCAAUGGCUCUGCCUCCCCAUGCCCGAGCGAACGUGUUCCCCUCAAGCGAUCUAUGGUUGGCCCGGGCCUUGGCCUGGAAGCUAUUCAAACAAGUCCAGCAAUACUGGAGCCUUGCUCGGUAUCUGACAUGAAGAAGUCGGAUGAUACCCCAGGGAGCCCAUUUUCCUUCGUGAAGUCACCUACAAUCACCGUCCCUCCGCGAGAGGAAACCAUGCCAAGGGAGUUGGAAGAUGAAGGUAUUGCCAUGUGUGAUGAAAGCCAGCUUGAGAAGUUUCCUACCCAAGUUGAAUUGGAUCGAAGCACCUCUCGAUCACUCAACAAGUCCGAUAGUGGUUACAGUUCCGCGACUUCACUUCGUUCGAAUCCAGGGAGUCGAACCAGGACGUCCUUUGACUCUCAAACGUCGGUGUCCUACACUGCAGAUGAAAAGAUCCAGCUUCAAACCAGACUUGGGAAUUACUCUCGGCCCCAUCCUACUUCAAAUCGCUGGUAUGAUAACAAUGGUGCGAGUGCGCAAUUACGACCUGGGCCGAAGACUCGCCGAUCUACACUAUGUGCUCCUCGGUCCACAGAAUAUCCCACCCAAAAGGACCUUGUGAUGGAGACGAUCAAGUCCACAUUUCCCGUUGCUUCCCAAGAAGAUUCCAGCAAAAUGCAUUUCCACGCGGAUCGUUAUUCCGUUACCACCCUCGGGACCUCAUAUAGCUCACGAUCAUCGGCUACACCAGAGCCAACAAACGGCUCUCAACAGAGGCUUAGUGCAGAAGUUCAGUCUCACAUACGUCGAUCUGCUUCCGAACAGCAACUCAGUGGAAACAAGAAAUGCGACUUACACUCUCGAUCCCGAAGCCGACGAAGUGGUCGAGUGUGGAGCCAAAGACCUGGUAUUGGAGUACCACCUCUGCCGACAAUCUUGUCUCCGGAUCAGGUUCAAGAUGAAGACGAACGUGACAAAGAAUUUCCUCUUGCUGAGCCCCGAGGCCGGCCCCGCAGCCGUAGCCAGGGCCACCGCCCUCGCAAGCUUACAAAAGCGCGUCCACAGCACAUUGUUCAUAUGACGACUUCUCCAUUUUUCCUUGCCUAA